GGUUUUACUGGGACUUAAUAAUGCUUAUAAUGAUGGUUGGAAAUCUUGUCAUCAUACCAGUUGGAAUCACAUUCUUUACAGAGCAAACAACAACACCAUGGAUUAUUUUCAAUGUAGCAUCAGACACUGUUUUUCUGUUGGACUUGAUCAUGAAUUUUAGAACUGGGACUGUCAAUGAAGACAGCUCUGAAAUAAUACUGGACCCUAAAGUCAUCAAAAUGAAUUACUUAAAAAGCUGGUUUGUAGUUGACUUCAUCUCAUCAAUACCAGUGGAUUAUAUUUUUCUCAUUGUAGAAAAAGGGAUGGAUUCAGAGGUUUACAAGACUGCUAGAGCACUUCGCAUUGUGAGAUUUACAAAAAUCCUCAGCCUGUUACGUUUAUUACGACUUUCAAGAUUAAUUCGAUACAUACACCAGUGGGAGGAGAUUUUCCACAUGACAUAUGAUCUGGCCAGUGCUGUGGUGAGAAUCUUUAAUCUAAUUGGAAUGAUGCUACUGCUUUGCCACUGGGAUGGUUGUCUUCAGUUCUUAGUACCUUUACUUCAGGAUUUCCCACCAGAUUGCUGGGUGUCCCUAAAUGGUAUGGUUAAUGAUUCCUGGGGAAAGCAGUAUUCGUAUGCACUCUUCAAAGCCAUGAGCCAUAUGCUUUGUAUUGGUUAUGGAGCCCGGGCCCCUGUCAGCAUGUCCGAUCUCUGGAUUACUAUGCUGAGUAUGAUUGUGGGGGCUACAUGUUAUGCCAUGUUUGUUGGUCAUGCCACUGCCCUAAUUCAGUCUUUAGAUUCCUCACGACGACAAUAUCAAGAAAAGUACAAACAAGUGGAACAAUACAUGUCAUUUCACAAGUUACCCGCUGACAUGCGCCAAAAAAUCCAUGAUUACUACGAACACCGUUACCAAGGCAAGAUCUUUGAUGAGGAAAACAUUCUCAAUGAGCUCAAUGAUCCCCUUAGGGAGGAGAUAGUGAAUUUCAACUGUCGCAAGCUGGUUGCCACAAUGCCUCUUUUCGCUAAUGCAGACCCCAAUUUUGUGACUGCCAUGCUAAGCAAGCUUCGGUUUGAAGUGUUCCAACCUGGCGAUUAUAUUAUCCGAGAGGGUGCUGUGGGUAAAAAGAUGUAUUUCAUUCAACAUGGGGUUGCUGGUGUCAUCACUAAAUCCAGUAAGGAGAUGAAGCUGACAGAUGGCUCUUACUUUGGAGAGAUUUGCCUUUUGACUAAGGGCCGUCGUACUGCCAGUGUAAGAGCUGACACAUACUGCCGACUCUAUUCCCUCUCUGUGGACAAUUUCAAUGAGGUUCUGGAGGAGUACCCCAUGAUGAGGAGGGCCUUUGAAACAGUAGCCAUUGACAGACUGGACAGAAUAGGAAAGAAGAAUUCACUUCUCCUGCAGAAGUUCCAAAAAGAUCUCAAUACUGGUGUUUUCAACAAUCAGGAGAAUGAGAUCUUGAAGCAGAUAGUAAAACAUGACAGAGAGAUGGUGCAGGCUGUUGCUACAGUUAGUCUACAGCAAAUGCCAGCACUGAAUUCUAGCUCUUCAACUACUGCAUCAUCAUCCCGAGUCAGGACACAAUCUCCACCUGUGUAUACUGCAACCAGCCUGUCUCAUGGAAACUUGCAUUCUCCAACACCAAGCACCCAGAUGCCCCAGCAGGCUGUCAUUCUUUCUCCUUGCUCUUAUACUACUGCAGUCUGUAGUCCACCAGUACAGAGCCCUCUGGCAGGUCGAACUUUUCAGUAUGCAUCCCCAACUGCUUCACAGUUGUCACUGAUGCAGCAGCAGCAGCAGCAGCAGACACCUAGUUCAUCACAGAAAAAUGAAGUUCACAAGAGUACACAAGCCCUUCACAACACUAACCUGACAAAAGAGGUGAGGCCUCUCUCUGCCUCCCAGCCUUCAUUGCCCCAUGAGAUUUCCACUUUGAUUUGUAGACCUCAUCCAACAGUGGGAGAGUCUCUAGCCUCGAUUCCACAACCUCUCUCUAGUGUCCAAGGUGCAGGUAUGCAGGUUGGGAGCAGAGGCUCUGUCCCUCAGAGAGUUGCUCUCUUCCGUCAGAUGUCUUCAGGAGCAAUUCCUCCUAACCGAGGCGCCCCACCACCACCAGCUGUUCUACAAAGAGAUUCUUCCACAGUCUUAACCACAGAUCAAGAAGGAGACAAACCACGAUUUGCUUCAAACUUAUGAUCCUUGUUCACGGACGUUGUCAUAAACUGAGAAUCAUCCCAGAAACUAUUUUAGACUGUUUCCUGAUAGACCCUGAGAACCUACUAUGAAACAAAAUAUUUUAGACAACUUUGCCCUUCAUAAUGAAUAAAAAGUAUAGGUCAAAAAUAAAUUUAAAAGACUUGGUUAGAAUUUUUUUCUUACAAUCUUAAAAGGAGUCUAAAUUUUGUUGUAAUAUUUAUUUUUAAUGUGUGUUGAUAUUAAGUAUCUAGUGUAUUUCUUAACUUCUGAAGAGAUGUCCUAUUUCAGUGGGGGGAAUGGACAAAAACAAAACAAUGAUAAUACACUUUAUAAGCUAAAUGACAGUAUUAUUUAUUCCAAAAAACAAACUUAAAAAACCUCUCAAGCUAGCUAGGAAAUAGCACCUAUUGGAUAAUAACUUUUAACUUCCAUUAAUUGCAUUUGUGUAUAAAAAUUGUAAAUAAUUUAUCAUGGAAAAUCAGUCAGUCAAUCUCCCAUUUUAUGGGUCUGGAUUUCACUUCUAGUCAAGAGUAGAUUGAAGAAGAAAUAUACUCCAGUCAUCUGCAGUAGAAGAACUAGCAUUGCCAUUGCUUUGGAUAAUUCUCAUAUCAAAACAUGUAAAUCAUUCUGUUUCAGAAAACUGGGUGGACUGCAAACUUCACAAUGCAGAAGACUUUUAUGAAAAUUAUAAAUAUUGUCAUUGUAAAUAACUUUUUAGAUCCAAACAAAAUAGCUGCUGUGUGGUGUAUCAUUGCAAGGUCUUUGUUUAGGAAUUUAGUUUCAGCUCUUCACUUCAUAACUUACAAUUUUAAUAUUUAUUAAGUCUAAGAGCAAGACAACUGUUCAAUUGUAAUGCAGUGGCUUGAAACCUACAAUGUUACUUUUACAUGCACUGUUUUUCUGCAAAAUUGUACGCUUGAUCCUGCAAACUGCUUGUAUUUCACCAAU
Molecule: messenger RNA, 3125 nt
Organism: Pelodiscus sinensis (Chinese soft-shelled turtle)
Lineage: Eukaryota; Metazoa; Chordata; Testudines; Trionychidae
Source: RefSeq, a predicted model, not a curated record